Striga hermonthica is the source of this 501-nucleotide messenger RNA. The record is from the annotation of a GenBank genome assembly. Lineage: Eukaryota; Viridiplantae; Streptophyta; Magnoliopsida; Lamiales; Orobanchaceae.
AUGGGAGUCCUAGUCAAACUCCAUACCUUCAUUUUCAAUAAAAUUCUUUUGGUUUUUCUCCUCGAGUUUCUCCCGGACUUGCUACGGCUAGCUGUGCUCGGGACGCGCAUCCUUUGGAAACACUACAAGCUCGUGCGCGCCAACCGCGCGUACGUCUCGGCCAUCGACAAUAAAAGCCCGAGAUUUUCAUACCACGUGAAGAAUGAGCCGGUCGUCGAGUGUAGCAUUUGCCUGUCGGAGUUGGUCGACGGAGAGGAAGGGAGACGAGUGGUGGAUUGUUGCCACACAUUCCACAGACGAUGCCUCGAGAAAUGGGUGCUCGGUUAUUGCAAGGCCACAUGCCCGUUGUGCCGAGGUCCGGUGGCUCAAGAGGCAGUCGUGGCCGAGUAUCGGGAGAUGCGGGUCGAGUUGGAAGAUAGCGAGUGGAUCAAGAAGGAGUUGGCUCUCAUCUUGUUGAGUGCCGCUUGGGGGAGCUCGUGUAAUGGAUGUCCUUUGGUCUAG